GAGUAACCUGUAAUUUACCCUUUAUCUUUCUGCACCUGAUCUACUGCUACAAACAAUAGAGCAAUGCUGAGAGAGUUGAAAGUGGGAGAGGGAGAAGGUGGACUGCCGCUUGAAUUCUACUUGCUCCGCAUAUAUCAAUCAAACGCUGAAUCAUGGUUCUUCUACAAUUAGACCCUUUUCUUAAUGAACUCACAAGCAUGUUCGAACACAGUACUGAGAAGGGAAGUGUUUGGGUCACACUCAAACGAUCAUCCUUGAAGUCUAAAGUGCAGAGGAAUAAAAUGGGAACUGUUGGUGAACCCCUUGAAUAUAGGUGUCUCGUCCGUGCAACCGAUGGCAAGAAGACGAUUUCUACUUCGGUUGGGGCAAAGGAUCACCAGCGCUUUCAAGCUUCAUAUGCAACUAUUCUCAAGGCCCACAUGGCUGCUUUAAAGAAGAGGGAGAGAAAGGACAAGAAAAAGGCUGCCUUAGCACAUAAGCAAGAGGGUGGCUCAAAGAAGUCCAAGAAAGCCUGAACUCCUGUUUUUAACUUGCUCUUCAGAGGAACAAAGUAGUACUUGUUUGGUCUUUGAGCAUUUACAGAGAUUGAAGGAUGAGAUUUUGUUUGAUUGCCCUUUUCUGGGCGUUGUAAUUUGGUUAACAUUUAUACAAGAGAAUUUUGGAACA
This is a messenger RNA of Manihot esculenta (cassava), 666 nucleotides long. RefSeq names its product signal recognition particle 14 kDa protein. Gene Ontology annotation, molecular function: 7S RNA binding; endoplasmic reticulum signal sequence receptor activity. Gene Ontology annotation, biological process: SRP-dependent cotranslational protein targeting to membrane. The record is from RefSeq and is a predicted model, not a curated record. NCBI's taxonomy places the organism in Eukaryota, Viridiplantae, Streptophyta, Magnoliopsida, Malpighiales, Euphorbiaceae. Bases 153 to 515 code for a protein of 120 amino acids. Gene Ontology annotation, cellular component: signal recognition particle, endoplasmic reticulum targeting. The transcript has 4 exons.